Messenger RNA from Spinacia oleracea (spinach), 2054 nucleotides. RefSeq names its product T-complex protein 1 subunit zeta 1. Gene Ontology annotation, molecular function: ATP hydrolysis activity; ATP-dependent protein folding chaperone; ATP binding. Bases 199 to 1806 code for a protein of 535 amino acids. NCBI's taxonomy places the organism in Eukaryota, Viridiplantae, Streptophyta, Magnoliopsida, Caryophyllales, Amaranthaceae. Gene Ontology annotation, biological process: protein folding. The transcript has 15 exons. The record is from RefSeq and is a predicted model, not a curated record.
CAGGAAGCCCUAAAACAUCGAAGUCCAAAUUCCCAAAAGCACACUACUAUACUGAACCCAACCAACCCAGAGUGUUCUGCGAGACUCAAACUCUCUCCCUCUCCUUCGUCGUCACUGAAUCGCCGUUCCUCUCUCUUCAUCUGUUCUCCAUUGUUGCACCUUCAAUCUCGGUCUUAAAGAAAAUAGGAGAAAUCGAAGAUGUCGCUGAGAAUGCUAAACCCUAAUGCGGAAGUGCUGAACAAAUCAGAAGCGCUUCGUAUGAACAUCAAUGCUUCUAAGGGUUUGCAGGAUGUUCUCAAGAGUAAUCUUGGACCUAAAGGCACCAUCAAAAUGCUUGUUGGCGGUUCCGGUGAUAUUAAGCUCACCAAAGAUGGCAACACUCUUUUGAGAGAAAUGCAAAUCCAAAACCCAACGGCAAUAAUGAUCGCAAGGACAGCUGUUGCUCAGGAUGAUAUCAGUGGAGACGGGACAACCUCCACAGUGAUCUUUAUUGGAGAGCUUAUGAAGCAAGCAGAUCGUUACAUAGACGAAGGAAUGCAUCCACGUGUAAUGGUUGAUGGCUUUGAGAUUGCAAAAAGAGCCACUCUCCAAUUUCUAGAGAAGUUUAAAACUCCUGUUGUAAUGGGUGAUGAGCCCGACAAAGAAAUUCUUAAAAUGGUCGCAAGAACAACAAUCAGAACCAAGCUUUAUGAAUCUCUAGCAGAUCAGUUGACUGAGAUAGUUGUAAAUGCGGUUCUUUGUAUCCGCAAGCCAGAGGAACCAAUUGACCUCUUUAUGGUGGAGAUCAUGCACAUGCGCCAUAAGUUCGAUGUUGACACGAGAUUGGUUGAGGGCCUUGUCCUUGAUCAUGGCUCGAGGCAUCCUGAUAUGAAGCGUAGAGCAGAGAAUUGUUACAUAUUGACUUGUAAUGUGUCACUGGAGUAUGAGAAAAGUGAAAUAAAUGCAGGAUUCUUUUACUCAAACGCAGAGCAGAGAGAGGCUAUGGUUGCUGCUGAGAGGCGCUCUGUUGAUGAGAGAGUGAGGAAGAUCAUUGAACUGAAGAAUAAGGUUUGUGCUGGUACCGAGAACAACUUUGUGGUCAUUAACCAAAAAGGAAUCGACCCCCCUUCUCUGGAUAUGCUGGCAAGGGAAGGAAUAAUCGCCCUCCGUAGAGCAAAGAGAAGGAACAUGGAAAGGUUGAUCUUGGCUUGUGGAGGAGAUGCUGUUAAUUCAGUCGAUGAUAUGACACCAGAUGUCCUUGGAUGGGCUGGGUUGGUGUAUGAACAUGUCCUCGGAGAAGAGAAAUACACAUUUGUUGAAAAUGUUAGGAACCCUCAUUCCUGUACUAUUCUUAUUAAAGGACCCAACGAUCAUACAAUUGCCCAGAUAAAGGAUGCCAUUCGUGAUGGACUCAGAGGGGUAAAAAACACUAUUGAAGAUGAAGCUGUCAUAUUGGGAGCUGGAGCUUUUGAGGUUGCUGCAAGGCAGCACCUAGUCAAUGAAGUGAUGAAAACUGUACAAGGGCGUGCCCAACUCGGUGUGGAAGCAUUUGCUGAUGCUCUUCUGGUAAUCCCCAAGACCCUUGCUGAAAAUGCUGGUCUUGACACGCAAGAUGUGAUAAUUUCCCUUAAGGGAGAGCACGACCGAGGAAAUGUUGUGGGAUUGAAUCAGCACACUGGGGAACCCAUUGACCCACAGAUGGAGGGUAUAUUUGAUAACUAUUCUGUGAAGCGCCAAAUUUUAAACUCAGGGCCUGUAAUUGCAUCUCAGUUGUUGCUUGUUGAUGAAGUAAUUCGUGCUGGGCGUAACAUGAGGAAACCUACUUAGUUUUUUUUAUUGGUUUUCUUUGAAUUUUGAAUUAGAUCCCCAAGAGGGGGGGCUCGUUUGUUCUUAAAAUUUUUGUAUGAUGGCUAUAAGAAUUUGUGGGGAAAUUUUGUACUUAGCCGAAGACACUCAAGUAGGUGUGUUUAUGUAAGAUCUUCGUGGGAAAUGAACCAAACAAACAGGAUCACCUGUUUUCAGACAUUGUUCCCUUUGCGUUUCAAAUAGUGGAAAGUGAGCUAGUAAUUUACUGA